GCGGCCUGUUUCCGGUUAGGCGGCUGAGGCGCGGCAGAAGCGGAGGCGCUUCUUGAGCUCUCGGAGGAAGGAAGCGACAUGGCGGCGGCAUUUAAAAAGGCGGCCAAGUCUCGGCAGCGGGAGCACCGAGAACGAAGCCAGCCUGGCUUUCGAAAACAUCUGGGCUUUCUGGAAAAGAAGAAAGAUUAUAAACUUCGGGCCAAUGACUACCACAAGAAACAGGAGCAGCUCCGAGCCCUGCGUAAGAAGGCCCUGGAGAAAAACCCAGAUGAGUUCUACUUUAAGAUGACACGGGUCCAGCUGCAGGAUGGGGUCCAUGUGGUCAAACAGCCUAAAGACGAGGUGACAGCCGAGCAGCUGAAGGUGAUGAAGACGCAGGACAUCAAAUAUGUGGAAAUGAAGAGAGUGACUGAAGCCAAGAAAAUUGAACGGCUGAAGUCGGAGCUCCACCUGCUGGAGGCUUCGGGGAAGCAGAAGAACCAGCAUGUGUUCUUCUUUGACACCAAGAAGGAAGUGAAAGAGUUCGAUGUCGCCACUCACCUGCAGACAGCCCCUGAGCUUGUGAGCAGAGUCUACAACCGGCCCAGGGUAGAGACCUUGAAGAGAGAAGCUGUGAAAGGCGAGACGAGGCGGAGCCACAUCCAGAAGCUAGCUAGAGAGAGGAAAAGGCAAUACAGCCUCCUGAAGCAGCGUAUCGAGAGGGAGAAGGAAUUGUUUGUUAUUGCACAGAAAAUCCAAACACGCAAAGAUCUUCUGGAUAAAACCCCCAGAGUGAAGGUGAAGAAAGAAACAGUCAACUCCCCAGCUAUUUACAAAUUUAAAAGCCAAAGAAAACGUUAAAGUUC
Messenger RNA from Gracilinanus agilis (Agile Gracile Mouse Opossum), 845 nucleotides. RefSeq names its product UTP11 small subunit processome component (gene UTP11). The transcript has 8 exons. Gene Ontology annotation, cellular component: small-subunit processome; nucleolus. Lineage: Eukaryota; Metazoa; Chordata; Mammalia; Didelphimorphia; Didelphidae. Gene Ontology annotation, biological process: rRNA processing. The record is from RefSeq and is a predicted model, not a curated record. Bases 79 to 840 code for a protein of 253 amino acids.